CUGCUACUACUUCUCACAGUGAUGCAUCUCCAUAGUCAUGCAGCCCAUGGCAACAGCAAAUCUUCUCUACGCUGCAUUGCUUGUGCCAACGGUGCUGUACCUCGCCGUCACCCGGCGGCGCAGCCGCCGCUUGCCACCAGGACCGGUGGGGCUUCCUCUCGUUGGCAGCCUCCCAUUCAUCGACCCAAACUUGCACACCUACUUCGCUAGCCUCGCCGCGAAGCACGGGCCCAUCCUCUCCAUCCGCCUCGGUUCCAAGGUGGACAUCGUCGUCAAUUCCGCCCAGCUGGCCCGCGAGGUGCUCCGCGACCAGGACUCCGUCUUCGCCAACCGGGUCAUGCUGGAUGCCGGCGACGCCGUCUCCUUCGGCGGCGCACAGAAUAUCGUGGGCAACCCGCUCGGGCCUAUGUGGCGCCUGCUCCGCCGCGUCUGCGUCCAGGAGAUGAUGAGCCCCGCGGGGCUCGCCAGCGUGCACGGCCUCCGUCGGCGCGAGUUCAGGUCCACCCUCCGGUACCUCCACUCCAAGCCCGGCGAGCCGGUGGACGUCGGCGCGCAGAUGUUCCUGAACACCAUGAAUGUGAUCACGGGCACCAUGUGGGGGGGAACGAUCGGAAGCGAGAGCGAGAGGUCGGCGGUGGGGAGCGAGUUCAGGGGUCUCGUCGCAGAGGUCACCGAGCUCCUCGGAACGCCCAACGUCUCGGACUUGUUUCCGGUGCUGAAGCCGUUCGACCUGCAGGGUAUCCGGAGGAAGAUGGAGCGGCUCAGGUCGCGGUUCGACCUGUUGUUCACCAAGAUCAUACAGCAGCGGAUGAGAUCCCAGCAAGACGGGGGCGAGAUGACAACGGACUUCUUGGAGUGCUUGCUCAAGAUGGAAAAGGAAGGUAGCGACGGCAAAACAACCUUUACCAUGGACAACGUAAAGGGCUUCCUCUUGGAGAUGGUGGUCGGCGGGACGGACACCACGUCGAACAGUGUGGAAUGGAUUAUGGCGGAGUUGCUGCAGAACCCUCAGGUUCUGAACAAGGUGCAGCAAGAACUCGACAGCAUCGUGGGCCGGGACGCCGUCGUGGAGGAGUCCCACCUCCCGCAGCUCCACUACCUCCGCAUGGUGAUCAAGGAGACGCUCCGGCUGCACCCGCCGGUGCCCCUCUUGGUGCCGCACAGCCCGAGCGCCGCCGCGACGGUCGGCGGAUACCACGUCCCCGAGGGCUGCCGCGUGCUCAUCAACGUCUGGGCGAUCCAGCGGAACCCACUGGUCUGGAACAAGCCACUCGAUUUCAACCCGGAUAGGUUCGCCAGGGACGGCGGCCACAAGGGGGACUUCACCGGUAGCCAGCUGGACUACCUCCCGUUCGGGUCCGGCCGGAGGAUGUGCGCCGGGAUGGCCAUGGGGGAGAAGGUGAUGGUGUACUCGGUUGCCAUGCUGCUGCAGGCGUUCGACUGGAAGCUGCCGCAGGGCGUGCAGCUUGACCUGUCCGAGAAGUUUGGGAUCGUGAUGAAGAAGGCCACACCGCUGGUGGCAAUACCGACACCUAGGUUGUCUAAGCCUGAACUUUAUUAUUCGUGAGGUCACCUUACCUUAAAUAAUUCAGCUUAAGCAGAUCCAGGCCAGUGCAACAAAUUUUAUAAGGUGAUGGUGUACUAGCACGCAGGGGCGGAUCCAGAAAUAACUAAUAGGAGAGAUAAAACAAACUAUACAAAGCUAUAGCCCCCUCUUCUAAUGGAUGUAUGACAGAAAAUUUUAGUGGGGGCUUUACGAGGGCUCUCAUGGUUUCAACGUCAGUAGUGAAGGCUCGAGAUCCCAUAGCCCCUAUGGUAGAUCCGCCACCGCUAGCACGUGAUGUUUGUUGUGAAACCGCUAAGGCUUCAUAUGCGGGUGGGCCCAUAUGUCAUUUUUUUUUUGUGUAUAUUACUCUUAGAGAGAUAGGUUUGUACUGGCUCAUACUAAAUCUUUAUUAUGUAUAAGUAACCCAAAAGUCCCAGCGAAAGUGAAAAUAUUUAUUGCUGUCAAUCAAAACCUAUUAUAAUUUGAUACCAUCA
This is a messenger RNA of Oryza sativa Japonica Group (Japanese rice), 2040 nucleotides long. RefSeq names its product flavonoid 3',5'-hydroxylase CYP75B138. The record is from RefSeq and is a predicted model, not a curated record. Gene Ontology annotation, molecular function: iron ion binding; monooxygenase activity; oxidoreductase activity, acting on paired donors, with incorporation or reduction of molecular oxygen. Lineage: Eukaryota; Viridiplantae; Streptophyta; Magnoliopsida; Poales; Poaceae.